CCUAUUGGCCACUUGCCCUCGAAACUUCUAGAAACCCACCUAUUCAUGUGAUAUAUCCGGUGCGUGAGGACAGGUCGAGUCAUUUGGUCGGUGAUCUUCGGUAAGGGAAGACGUUGGUAAAAGCUGUUGAAAAAUUUUAAGGAUAGACAAAGAUUCAAUAUGGCAACUACACCAGCUGUUGGUAUUGAUCUUGGCACAACCUACUCAUGUGUUGGCGUGUUCCAACAUGGAAAGGUUGAAAUCAUUGCUAAUGACCAAGGAAACAGGACAACACCUAGUUAUGUAGCUUUCACAGAUACAGAAAGAUUGAUCGGAGAUGCGGCUAAGAACCAAGUGGCUAUGAACCCCAAUAACACGAUUUUUGAUGCGAAACGUCUUAUUGGACGUCGGUUUGAUGAUCUUACCGUGCAAGCAGACAUGAAACAUUGGCCAUUCACAGUUGUGAAUGAUAGUACUAAACCAAAGAUACAAGUUCAGUACAAAGGAGAAACAAAGACUUUCUUCCCCGAAGAGGUGAGCUCCAUGGUGCUGACGAAGAUGAAGGAAACUGCUGAGGCGUACCUCGGCAAGUCUGUGACAAAUGCUGUCAUCACGGUCCCCGCCUACUUCAAUGAUUCCCAGAGGCAAGCCACAAAGGAUUCUGGUGCGAUCGCGGGUCUGAAUGUACUCCGAAUCAUUAACGAACCUACAGCUGCGGCUAUCGCAUAUGGCCUUGACAAAAAGGGGCAUGGAGAACGCAAUGUUCUGAUCUUCGACUUGGGCGGUGGUACUUUUGAUGUCUCCAUCCUUACCAUUGAAGAUGGAAUCUUUGAAGUAAAGUCUACUGCUGGAGACACUCAUCUUGGCGGUGAAGAUUUUGACAACCGCAUGGUCAACCACUUUGUCCAAGAAUUCAAACGCAAGUACAAGAAGGACUUGACCUCAAACAAGCGCGCAGUCAGAAGACUGCGUACCGCCUGCGAACGAGCGAAGCGCACGCUUUCAUCCUCCACUCAAGCCAGCAUCGAGAUCGAUUCGCUGUUUGAAGGCAUCGAUUUCUACACGUCCAUCACCCGAGCCAGAUUCGAAGAGCUAAAUGCGGACCUGUUCCGUAGCACCAUGGAGCCGGUUGAGAAAUCCCUCCGAGAUGCCAAGAUGGACAAGGCGCAGAUUCACGAUAUUGUCCUAGUUGGCGGGUCAACACGCAUUCCUAAGGUUCAGAAAUUGCUCCAAGACUUCUUCAACGGGAAAGAGCUGAACAAGUCGAUCAACCCUGAUGAGGCAGUGGCGUAUGGAGCGGCUGUACAGGCAGCAAUCUUGGCUGGAGACAAGUCGGAGGAGGUUCAGGACCUGCUUCUGCUGGACGUGACUCCUCUUUCUCUUGGUAUUGAGACAGCUGGAGGAGUGAUGACUAUCCUCAUAAAGCGUAACACAACCAUCCCCACAAAGCAGACCCAGACAUUUACUACCUACUCAGAUAACCAGCCAGGUGUGUUGAUCCAGGUAUACGAGGGCGAACGAGCCAUGACCAAGGAUAACAACCUGCUCGGAAAGUUUGAACUCACCGGAAUUCCUCCCGCACCGCGAGGUGUCCCUCAGAUUGAGGUGACUUUCGAUAUCGAUGCUAACGGUAUUCUGAACGUAACGGCCGUAGAGAAGUCGACCGGAAAGGAGAACAAGAUCACGAUCACAAAUGAUAAGGGUCGGCUGAGCAAGGAGGACAUCGAACGUAUGGUGAAUGAUGCGGAGAAAUACCGCGCUGAAGAUGAAAAGCAGAAGCAGACCAUUUCUGCCAAAAAUGCUUUGGAGUCGUAUUGCUUCAACAUGAAGAGUACGAUGGAGGAUGAGAAACUGAAGGAUAAGAUCUCGGAAGCUGAUAAAACUACCGUCAUGGACAAAUGCAACGAGGUUAUCCGCUGGCUGGAUGCCAACCAGCUUGCUGAGAAGGAAGAAUUUGAGUCUCAGCAGAAGGAGCUGGAGUCGGUCUGCAAUCCGAUAAUGACGAAACUCUAUCAGGGUGCUGGCGGUAUUCCUGGAGGGAUGCCAGGAGGAUUCCCAGGUGCUGCUGGCGGCGCGCCAGGGGCUGGUGGAGCAGCCGGCGCAGGAGCAGGACCAACUAUCGAGGAAGUCGAUUAAAUACGAUUUUAUUAUAAAAUUCACAAUUAUAAAAAAAUAGGGCCAAUGCUGAAUGGUUUCAAUUGGUUUUGAUCUGUAGAUGUGCUGAGUAAUGCAAUUUAAAAGUUCCAAAUUAUGUUCAUGAAAUGAUUUGUUGUGUGUAUAGCGCACUCUGAAGUUGAUUAAAAGUGUUGUAUUGCAGCACAUUAAAAAAAGUUUUAGGAAAAAUCUUGUAUUGGAAUUAAUUGUCAAGUGUGAACAGUGCAUAGUUUUCAUUCCAAUUUUAACAGUAUUAAUGUCCAAAUGUUAGAACUACAUGAAGGUACUGGUUGUAACUUUUUAUUUUGCAGUAAUUUAUUGAAAGUAAAACUUGUACAUACAAUUUU
Messenger RNA from Zootermopsis nevadensis, 2480 nucleotides. The record is from RefSeq and is a predicted model, not a curated record. Lineage: Eukaryota; Metazoa; Arthropoda; Insecta; Blattodea; Termopsidae.